AUGCUUGUAAGUCAAGGAGUAAAAGCAAUCAUACGACCACCUCGCAGUCAUUAUAAUUUAAAUAAGAUGCACCAAUACAACGAAAUCCCCGGAUUUGGAUCUGUUCUUAGAAUUGGUUUUCCGGUAAAUACAAAACGCAAUUUACGAAUAUAUGCAUCGUUUUACGAAGCACCGCAUCCACGACCAGGAAAUCCAGUUGUGUUCUAUCUACACGGAAAUGCAUCAAAUCAAUUAGAGGGCAGAUUUUGUGUUUCAUUAUUUAUACCGGUAGGAGUUCAUGUUUGCUGCUUUGAUUAUAUAGGAUGUGGUGAAAGUGAAGGAAAAUACGUCACACUUGGAUAUUACGAAGUAGAUGACACAAAAUCAGUCAUUGAUCAAGUUCGAGCAACUUUCAAAUGUACGAAAUAUGCAUUAUGGGGAAGAUCAAUGGGAGCAGCAACAGCUCUCUUGUAUGCGGCCAAAUAUCACGAUGUUUCUUCAAUAAUUGCAGAUUCAGCUUUUAUUUCUAUCACAGAUUUAUGUCGAUCAGUAGCAAAGUCCAAGAAUAUACCCGACUCGUUAUAUAAUUCUUUAAUGCCGCAUAUACAUCAAAAAAUCAUCGAGAAAACAGGCUUCGAUAUUAAUAACUUAAAUAUUCUUGAUGAGGCCAAAAAUAUUACAUGUCCAGUUAUAUUUGUACAUGGGCAAGAUGAUGAUUUCAUUUGUCCUUCAAAUUCUCAAAGUUUGUAUUCAUUAUGCGGGUCUAAUGAGAAAAGAUUAAGAAUUGUUGAAGGAAAACACAACACAGACAGAUCAGAAGCAAGUGUUGUUGAAGCAACUACGUUUAUUUGCCAUUGGUUCGGAUUUGAAGUUGAAUUUGUUGUUCCUGAAGAACCAAUACAACAAGGAUCAUCACAGCAUUUUUCAAAUGCAAAUGAGAUGAUGAAAAAUGUUUAG
Trichomonas vaginalis G3 is the source of this 936-nucleotide messenger RNA. RefSeq names its product palmitoyl-(protein) hydrolase protein. The transcript has a single exon. The coding region runs from base 1 to 936 and encodes 311 amino acids. The record is from RefSeq and is a predicted model, not a curated record. NCBI's taxonomy places the organism in Eukaryota, Parabasalia, Trichomonadida, Trichomonadidae.